UUAAAUGGUUCAUUGUGUUAGUAUCACUAUGACGUGGGUUCAGAAAAACUGCUAGUUUGAGAAAAGUAUUCCUGACACGUUUCACUUCCCAAGUGCAUGAAGAUGGUUUGAGGAAAUACUUUGGCUGAUCCGGAUUUUUGUACUGAAAAGACUUAUGUGACAGCGAAGGGUAAUGAAGAACUUCCUGUGCCUUGAGUGAGCACUUUGAGGUCAGCAAUAUGGGUCGACUUGAUGGGAAGAUAGUACUAUUGUCUGCAGCAGCACAGGGGAUCGGACGAGCAGUCGCUGUAGCUUUUGCUAAAGAAGGAGCAAAAGUCAUUGCUACAGACAUCAACAAGUCUAAGUUGCAAGAACUGGAGAAAUAUCCAGGAAUUCAAGUACGGGUUCUGGAUGUCACCAAGAGGGAAGAGAUAGAAAAUCUAGCCAAGGAGAUUGAAAGGAUUGACAUCCUCUGUAACGUUGCAGGGUUUGUUCAUCAUGGAACCAUUCUGGAGUGUGAGGAGAGAGACUGGAAUUUUGCUAUGAACCUCAAUGUUCGCAGCAUGUAUCUAAUGAUCAAGACGUUUCUUCCCAAGAUGAUUAAGCAGAAAUCUGGAAAUAUUAUAAAUAUGUCUUCCGUGGCAUCCAGCAUUAAAGGAGUUGUGAACAGAUGUGUAUACAGCACUUCUAAGGCAGCAGUUAUUGGUCUAACAAAGUCUGUGGCUGCUGACUUCAUUGAACAAGGCAUCAGAUGCAACUGUGUAUGUCCUGGAACUGUUGACACACCAUCUCUACAAGGAAGAAUUAAAGCCAGGCCUAACCCAGAACAGGCAUUGAAAGACUUUCUAGCCAGACAGAGGAUUGGUAGGAUGGCUACUGCUGAAGAAGUGGCCCAUCUCUUUGUGUACUUGGCCUCUGAUGAAUCUGCCUACAUGACUGGCAAUGAACUAAUCAUCGAUGGAGGGUGGAGCUUGUGACUGAGCCUAUCUGCAAAUGGAAAUUCAUACUAUAUGAAAGGCAAAAAAUGAGGAGAGAUCAUGUUUCUCAGUUAAGAUGGUUUGCAAAGAUUUAAAUCAUGAACGUGAUGUCUUUCAAAACAAAUUUAGUGCAUUUUUAUCACUCUGUAAUCUCUUUCUAAAUUGAUCUUACUGAUAUGCUUUUUCCUAAAUAGCAAAACAUUGGAGUAAAAUGUAUUUAAUGUGACUUUUUAAUGGUAACUCCGAAAGCAUGAAAGAAUAAUAAUGUAACCUUUAAGAUAUCAAUGUUCCAAGAAUACUAUUUCAUGUACAGAAUGAAGUCUUGUUUUAAACAAAUCUAAAUGAAAGGAAUUAAAUACUACUAUUAUUCUCA
This is a messenger RNA of Struthio camelus australis, 1329 nucleotides long. It is a transcript of the gene BDH2, whose product is annotated as 3-hydroxybutyrate dehydrogenase 2. Gene Ontology annotation, biological process: siderophore biosynthetic process. Gene Ontology annotation, cellular component: cytoplasm. The record is from RefSeq and is a predicted model, not a curated record. NCBI's taxonomy places the organism in Eukaryota, Metazoa, Chordata, Aves, Struthioniformes, Struthionidae. Gene Ontology annotation, molecular function: 3-hydroxybutyrate dehydrogenase activity.